AUGAAAGCUCUAAGUAAAGAUGGUGGAAUUAUCACACGGGAUUUGGAAAUUAAUUAUCCACCACUUCAAUGCCUUCGUCGUCACGAAUUCUACUUCCUGUGGAUUAUCAUGCUUUGCAAUAUUAUUCCAAUUACUCUGAUCACUGCUUCUUUCAAGUUAGUGGGACAAAUAUAUAUUUCGGACGAUCGUUUUCUCUCUGGAGUUGCAACAGCCAGUUCCCUCUUCAACUCCGGUGGUCGAAUUAUGUGGGGAGCAAUCUGUGACAGAUUCUCCUUCAAGGGGCCGCUCUCCGUGAUGCUGAUAACCUGGGCAAUCAUUCUCUUCACUUUCCCCUACAUUGUCCAAGUCCAGACGGGCUCAAUGGUCAUCUAUGCAAUUUGGGUCAGCCUUCUCUUUCUCUGCCUCUCGGGGACCUUCGUUCUGAUGCCCGGCGCCACCAGCCGUGUGUUCGGACCCGAUUACAUGGCUGUUAACUACGGAAUGGUCUUCACCGGCUUCGUAGGCAGUUUAUUCUUGAAUCUCUUUAAUAUUAUCUAUUACGCUAGAAAGCUUCACAACUUUUGA
Rodentolepis nana is the source of this 564-nucleotide messenger RNA. The record is from the annotation of a GenBank genome assembly. Lineage: Eukaryota; Metazoa; Platyhelminthes; Cestoda; Cyclophyllidea; Hymenolepididae.